Molecule: messenger RNA, 1743 nt
Organism: Aptenodytes forsteri (emperor penguin)
Lineage: Eukaryota; Metazoa; Chordata; Aves; Sphenisciformes; Spheniscidae
Gene: ODF2L
Product: outer dense fiber of sperm tails 2 like
Exons: 14
Coding region: 1-1743 (580 amino acids)
Biological process (GO): negative regulation of cilium assembly
Cellular component (GO): ciliary basal body; centrosome
Source: RefSeq, a predicted model, not a curated record
AUGUCGUCAUCAUCGCAAUCAUCCUCACCUUUACCUGUACAUAACUGUACCGCUCCUUUAUUGGACUCUGAUCUUCAGGAAAAGCUGCUGCUUCUUCAUGCCACUGAGGGGAAAACGUAUGUGCCACCUGGAGAAGCAGGAAAACUCUGUUCAAUGAUUCGGACGUAUAAAAAGGAUUAUCAUAGAACUGCAAAAGCCAUCCAAGAUGGAAAACACUUUACUGAUCUAAGCAAAGAAUCUGGCGGUCUAGAACACCAGUUAAACAGUAAAAACAUUGACACUUUGAUGCAGAAGUUAAGUGAAAACGAAACCCGAAAUACUACUCUAGAAAAGAAAAUAGCAGAGUGGAAACUUCAAGUUGGUGAAUACAAGCACCAGAUGUUAGCCUUAAGGGAAACAAGUGAGCAAAAGAAGACUGCUCUGAAAAAAGCAAUCAGGUCCCAGAAACGAAGAGCUGAACGCUUUGAAGCAGCUGUGGAAAAUUUAACCUCCAGAAUAAGAGAACGUGUGAGUGACUAUGCUGAAGUCAAACUGUCUGAGAUACUGUCAGCUUCCGAUGUCUGGAAAAACCAGCAUGAUAGAAUGGUUGAAGGAAAGACAACAUUAGAAAUUCAAACAGAAGAUCUUAAGAAUAUAGAUACUAUUUCACUGGCAGUCUUCACUUACCUUUCUUUAAAAAUCAUUGACAAGAGGAAAGACUUGAUACUAACUCUUAAGUACAACCAGUGUGCCUUGUCGGUACAAAAAUUACAAACAGCAGUAGAAGAAUUGAAAUCCAGAUAUGAAACAGUCUUAAAUGAAAACAAAAGAAUAACAGAAAACAAAUGCUUAGAAGUAGAUAAGCUGAGGGACAAAAUGGAGGCUGAGUUAAAGGACUUAGAACAUGUUUGUGACUUGCUGAAAGCAGCUGAAGAAAAGCAGCAAAGAUAUCAGGAAAAGCUUAUGUCCUGGGAAAGGAUCCAUGCACAGAAAUGCAAAACCCUUAGGGAGCUGCAGGUUCAGGUCUCUUCAACUAGAAAUGAAUUGUCAUUUUCACAAGAGGAAGACAGUGUAACUUCCGUGGGCAGUCACUCCUUAGAAGAAGAAAACCGUAACAUUCAGAAGAAAUAUGAAGAUCUUAAAAGGCAAUUAGAAAAGAUGGAAUUUCAAAAUGAAGAACUUGCUUGUCAGCUCAAAAAAGAAGAUGAGAGUCUUCAGUUCAGUAAAUUGCAGCUUGAGGAGAAAAUUGCAGAAUAUAAUGGAUUAACCAGACAACUGGAUUCUGCUAUGGAAGAAGGGAGAAAAAUGGUAGCCGAAGAACUGGAAAAAAUGUCAUACAAAGAACAAGCCCUUCAGGCAAAAAUGCUAAUUCUUGAAACUGAAGUGAGAGAGAGGCAAGAAGAGAAAAAACAGCUCCUCUGCAUAUUUCACCAUCUAGAGGAGAAAAUUGCAGAAUAUAAUGGAUUAACCAGACAACUGGAUUCUGCUAUGGAAGAAGGGAGAAAAAUGGUAGCCGAAGAACUGGAAAAAAUGUCAUACAAAGAACAAGCCCUUCAGGCAAAAAUGCUAAUUCUUGAAACUGAAGUGAGAGAGAGGCAAGAAGAGAAAAAACAGCUCCUCUGCAUAUUUCACCAUAAUGAAAAGCACCGUGAAGUACGUUUGAAAGAGCUGGAGAACAGCCUACAGAAGUCAGAGAACAAGAACCAGAGCAUCCAGAAUUAUGUGCGGUUUUUGAAAGCUUCAUACAUAACAAUGUUUGGCUGA